AUGCAAAAUUAUCUUUUAAUAAAUGAAUUGAAUGCUAGAGAAAAAGUAAACCUCUACAUUUAUAAAGCCUAAACCAAUUGAAUUCUAUAAUAAAUUAGCCUAGGAAACAGUUUCCAAAAGAGACUUACUCAUUUAAUGGUUAAUCUAAGUAAUUUAAUUUUUAUACAAAAGAAUACUUUUUAACAAAAGAUUUCUCUCAAAACAAUUGAAUUAGCUGUUCUCUAUAUUGAUAUAUUUCUUAAUGUAUAGGAUAUCUCUGAAUAAAAAUUAUAACUUUUAGGAAUAAGUGCCUUCAAUCUUGCUGCUAAAGUUAAUUUUUAUUUUAUUGCUUUAGUUCAAUUAAAAAGGAAUAAGAAGACAAACUAAAAUUUAUGAUUCUUAUGGAAAUGGAAUGUAUUAAGAUCUUGAAUACGAUGAAAUGGAAAUAUAAUUGCUUUAAACUAUGUAAUUUUAAUUGAAUUUUAUCACUUCUUCAGAUUAUGCAGAACUUAUAGGACUAAAUCUUUAGGAUGAGAAAAUAAAAUCUUAUUUUCUAUUUAUCUUAGUAGGUACCAAUAAAAUAAGAAUAGAUUUUUAAAUUUAUAAGUAUCAACAUUUAGAAUUAGCUUUGGCAAUUCUUUUUCUAUCAGAUGAAAAUACUCAGUAAUUUUAGCCAAAAAUUCAUCAAAUAUCAAAAGUUAUUUAAGAGGUAGUUAAUCAACAUGAAAAAUUAUAUGAACAAGAGGAUGAUAAAUAAUCAUUAAUUUAAACUAAUUUAAAUGAAAAAAAAAUAAAAAAGAGAAUAAAGAAUAGAAUAAAGAAAAGAAUAAAGAAAAGAAUAAAAAAAACCAAAGCAUUAAGAAAACAUUUAUUAAAAUAAUUUUAAUAAUAAUAGCUAAAGAAACAAUGA
Molecule: messenger RNA, 889 nt
Organism: Paramecium sonneborni
Lineage: Eukaryota; Ciliophora; Oligohymenophorea; Peniculida; Parameciidae
Source: the annotation of a GenBank genome assembly